CGGAGCAGAGCGCGGGAGGAGGCGGGGGAGGAGAGGCCCCCGGACCGCGAGCGGCAGCUGGGGAGGGGGCCGCGGAGCCGGAGCGCGAGAAACAGCUGAUCCGGUUUUCCUUAAAGCCAGAGAAAAUGGAAGUCGGGUAGCAGCUACUGCGGCGCUGCGGGCUGACUGAGCGGAGCGGCGCGGCAGCAGGUGGAGGCCAGACUGAAGUUUCCCAGGCAGAGAGAAUAAAGCCCAGUGGCAAUAUGGGACUUAUUGGAUUGACAUGACUUCAGUUACCCUCCUAGGAUGCUGCCUGAAUUUGUGUCCAUGCAAUGUAGAUACAUCAUGUAUCUUUCAUACUCCUGGGUCAGAUGUAGUUCUCAGGGGCUGUGGUCUCACGCCAUCCACUGGGGCAACAAUGGGCCAUUUCCAGCUGAGACAGUGCCGCGUUGCCCCGGGUGCCUGACUGCCACCCACCUCCAGUGAAUUGCAGUGUCUGAAAAGUGGAAGUGACCAAAGAAGUGGCUCUCCUGGCCGAGGCCCCGGUACAUGGAGAGAAGGAAGACAGCAGUCUCCUAAUUGGAACCAUAUACAUUAGAUGGAUGGUUUCUAGCCUGCUUCCAAACCCCACCUCGGCUGAGUGUUGGGCGGCCCUCCUGCACGAUCCUAUGACUCUUGAUAUGGACGCAGUCCUGUCAGACUUUGUUCGGUCCACGGGGGCAGAACCUGGUCUGGCCAGAGACCUGCUGGAAGGCAAAAACUGGGACCUCACGGCCGCUCUGAGUGACUAUGAGCAGCUCCGACAGGUGCACACAGCCAACCUUCCACCUGUGUUCAACGAGGGCAGGUGCCCCAAACAGCCUGAGCGAGAGCCACCCCCGCCCGGGCACACAGCCGAGCGGCCCUGCCUGCCCAGGCAGGACGACAUCGCCCAAGAGAAGCGGCUCUCGCGGGGGAUCUCCCACGCCAGCUCGGCCAUCGUGUCCUUGGCGCGGUCCCACGUGGCAAGUGAGUGCAGCAGCGAGCAGUUCCCUCUGGAGAUGCCCAUCUACACGUUCCAGCUUCCGGACCUGAGUGUGUACAGCGAGGACUUCCGGAGCUUCGUGGAACGGGACUUGAUCGAACAGGCGACCAUGGUGGCCCUGGAGCAGGCGGGUCGCCUGAAUUGGUGGUCCACCGUGUGCACGAGCUGUAAACGGCUUCUUCCUUUGGCCACGACCGGGGACGGGAACUGCCUUUUACAUGCUGCCUCACUGGGAAUGUGGGGGUUUCAUGACCGGGACCUGGUUUUGCGGAAAGCUCUCUACACCAUGAUGAGGACAGGGGCUGAGAGGGAGGCCCUGAAGCGAAGGUGGAGGUGGCAGCAGACACAGCAGAACAAGGAGUCAGGGCUGGUGUACACGGAGGAGGAGUGGGAGCGGGAAUGGACGGAGCUGCUGAAGCUGGCCUCCAGCGAGCCACGCACACACUUCAGCAAGAACGGCGGCUCAGGUGGGGGCAUGGACAAUGCCGAAGACCCUGUGUACGAGAGUCUGGAGGAGUUCCACGUUUUCGUCCUUGCCCACAUAUUAAGGAGACCCAUCGUCGUCGUAGCGGAUACGAUGCUGAGGGACUCAGGUGGGGAAGCAUUCGCUCCAAUCCCCUUCGGAGGGAUUUACCUGCCUUUGGAGGUACCUCCCAACAGAUGCCACUGCUCACCUCUGGUUCUGGCCUACGACCAAGCGCAUUUCUCUGCCCUUGUGUCCAUGGAGCAGAGAGACCAGCAGAGAGAACAAGCCGUGAUCCCCCUGACGGAUUCGGAGCACAGGUUGCUGCCUCUGCACUUUGCGGUGGACCCAGGGAAGGACUGGGAGUGGGGGAAAGACGACAAUGAUAAUGCCCGGCUGGCCCACCUGAUCCUGUCGCUAGAAGCCAAGUUAAACCUUCUGCACAGCUACAUGAAUGUGACGUGGAUCCGGAUCCCCUCGGAGACCAGGGCCCCUCUGGCGCAGCCGGAGUCCCCGACCGCCUCCGCGGGGGAAGACGUGCAGUCCCUGGCCGACUCGCUGGACUCGGACCGAGACUCCGUGUGCAGCAAUUCCAACAGCAAUAACGGCAAGAACGGCAAGGAGAAGGAGAAGCAGCGCAAAGACAAGGACAAGACCCGCGCGGACUCUGUGGCCAACAAGCUGGGCAGCUUCAGCAAGACACUGGGCAUCAAGCUGAAGAAGAACAUGGGUGGCCUGGGCGGCCUGGUGCACGGCAAGAUGAGCCGCGCCAACUCCGCCAACGGCAAGCACGGAGACGCGCCCGAGCGCAGCAAGGAGAAGAAGGCCAAGGCGCGAAAGGGCAGCAAGGAGGAGUCGGGCGCCUCGGCCAGUACGUCGCCCUCGGAGAAGACCACGCCGUCGCCCACGGACAAGGCGGCGGGCGCGUUGCCGGCCGACAAGGGCGGCGGGCCCCGCGGCGACGCCUGGAAGUACAGCACAGACGUGAAGCUGAGCCUCAACAUCCUGCGCGCCGCCAUGCAGGGCGAGCGCAAGUUCAUCUUCGCCGGCCUGCUGCUCACCAGCCACCGGCACCAGUUCCACGAGGAGAUGAUCGGUUACUACCUGACCAGCGCGCAGGAGCGCUUCAGCGCAGAGCAGGAGCAGCGGCGCCGCGACGCCGCCGCCGCCGCUGCUGCCGCCGCCGCCGCCGCCUCCACAGCCAAGCGGCCGCAGCGCAGGCCGGAGGCCGAGGGCGCGCCCGGCCCCGAACGCGCCUCGCCAGGCCCGCCGGCCGGGCAGCCCACGCAGCUGGUGCUCAAGCUCAAGGAGCGCCCAAGCCCCGGGCCCGGAACCGGCUCCCGGGCGGCACGGGCCGCGGCAGGCGGUUCGGCUUCCCCAGUCCCCGGCGGCAGCGCGCGGCGCGCGGGCGCCAGCGGACCGGUCCCCGGCCGCAGCCCCCCGGCGCUGGGGCGCCAGAGCGUCAUUCACGUGCAGGCGGCGGGCGCGCGGGACGAGCCGUGUGUCCCAGCUGUGGGAGCACUGCGGCCGUGCGCCACGUACCCGCAGCAGAACCGCUCGCUGUCAUCACAGAGCUACAGUCCGGCGCGCGCCGCCGCCUUGCGCACAGUCAACACGGUAGAGUCGCUGGCGCGCGCCGUCCCAGGAGCCCUGCCCGGGGCGGCGGGGGCGGCCGAGCCCAAGUCGCAGACCUACACCAACGGCUUCGGCGCGGCGCGCGACGGCCUGGAGUUCGCCGACGCCGACGCGCCGGCCGCGCGCUCGAACGGUGAGGGCGGCCGGGGCGGCCCGGGGGCGGGCCCCGCGCAGAGGCGCUGCCAGCGCGAGAACUGCGCGUUCUACGGGCGCGCCGAGACCGAGCACUACUGCUCCUACUGCUACCGCGAGGAGCUGCGGCGGCGGCGCGAGGCGCGCGCGGUCCGGCCCUGAGCGCACGGCCCGGCCCUGCCGCCGGGCUGUCCUCUCCAAGUUGUCGGUGUCUCCUCUGCGCCCUGGUCCACCGGGAGGCCGGCGAUCCUCUGUCCGUGCUGUGUACGUGUUUGGUCAAACGUUCCUAAUGGUGCCUGAACCUACACUGACGCCACUCAGGUAGUAGACGGAUAGGAAACAAGUCAUACUGUUGGAAGUGGGUGUGCUAGCUAGCAUCUGCCUCGUACCUGUGGAAACUCAAUAGCCAUUGCAAGGGUAUUUUUGUUCCUCGAUAAGAGAAAUAAAGAAAUUUGCAGCCCUUUGUUUUUAGAAGGGAGUGUUUUACAUGCCUUUUUUUUUUUUUUUUUUUUUUUUUGGCUUUUUUUUUUUUCCUAACCCGGCGACUGACCUCUUCCAUGUAGCGGUCACCUGCGUGCAAUCAUUGCCACCCAGGGUUUCGAGGCGAACGCGCGGCCCUGGGACCGCGGCGGCGGCUCUGCCUCGGGCUUCCACCUGUACCCUUCCGGGGCCCCUGGAGGACAGGGCGCUCGGCCGCCCGCUGGCGCCCUGGUGGUCUCUCUGGCCCCUUAGGAAUACGCGGCUCCAUCUCAUAAGCAAAACCUCCUCCCACAGCCCCCGGCUCGAGCGACACUCACACUGCCAUCUAAGCCACGGGCGUCUGUAGGCUGGGCACGGGACAAGCUACCUCGCGGGGCGCGGUGAUGUGUAGCGGUCGCUCCCGGUGCGGGGCAGCUCAGGUGACAGGAGCUUUCCAAAGACACCGUGGGGCCCGAGGGCAAGGUUCCGAACUCAAGAUUUGGAGUUGCCCAUAUAUGAGCAAAGAUGACAGCCUGAUCACAUUUCUCCUUCGAAGACCCUUCCCCAGUGAACUGUCGCCGGAGGGGCCCCUCGGAAGCUGCCAUCGGUGCCCCAGGAGAGAGGCGAGGACUUGGCCUUGCGGUCACUGUGUAACCCCCAACUAGGCCGCCCUGAAACGCGGCCCGCCCCUCUUUCCAGAGGGGAGGGACUGAGGGCCGCAGGGGAGGAAGCCCACCCCCACCUCCACCCGCAUCUGUCUGGGGUCAGCCAGGUGGAGGCGCACCGCUCCCGUCGGGGUCCCCUCCGCACGGUGGUUCCAGAACAUGUUAGGGGCAGCCCCAUCCCUAAGCGAUCCCUAUAUUGGUGCCUCCUUACAUUCCUUGAGGGAAAAAAAAAAAAUGUGUCCUUAGCUACCCUGUUCUGAGCAGCAAUAUGCAGCGUCUUCCUUCCAAGAUUACCUCUGGAGAAUACCGUUCUUGGCCAAGGACACCGAGGCGUUAAAUCUGCCUCUCUAAGGAAAUAUCUUGUUUCCAAGAAAUACAGAAAUGAUGGGUAAAAUCCUCACUAGCAAAAGAAUCCUUUAAAACCUGUGAGAGCCUUAGAAUAGCCUCUAAUAAUCCCAAGAAAGAGAGAAAGCGCCCAGCUUCGCUGGGGGUGUAUCUAAAGAAAACACGGGAGGCAGAUCAUCUCUUCAUUGGAGCCAGCUUCUCCUUCUCCAGAAAGGAAGCUUUUCCCCGACAAAAAGAGCAGCAAAAAAAAAAAAAAAAAAAAAAAAGAUUUUUUUUUUACUUGUUUGAAUUAUUAUAAUAAACUAAUUUGAAUAUCUCCUGUGAGUAAUUCAUUUUUGUUUUUAAUUAUCCACAGCAGGUGGAGUUUUCAGUCAUUUAUUCAAGUUUUACAUAAGUGGUUCCUUAAAAUUAUUUAUUAAAUAGGACCUUAAAUUUUUUGGAAGUUUUACUGUUCAUGCUAAACAAUACUUUCAAUGUGUGGUAAUCACUAACAUUCAUGUCCUUCAUAUUACUGGGGUUUCUUUUGUUGAAAGAAAAACAGUUUUUUUUAAAAAAUCUCUCAUCAAGAGGGUUUGUGGCAGCUUUUUGAACUGAUUCUUCACAUCAUGCUGACCAGCUGCUUUGCCGUCCAAAGCUGUGAGGUCACAGGAAAUAAAUACUGCUUCACAUGUAGACACCGGCUUCUGCCCUGCAUCUCACAGAAGGUGGAACAGCCAGCUUGGAAAGUUCUUCCCUGUGCAUUCAUAAACCAAACACAUAUGCACAACAAGUCAAGGCAGAAAGUAAUCUCGUGUUUGUUUUUUAAUUUUUUAACAUGAAAACAGCCAACCAGAAAUUUCCAAAACUGGCUAUGCAAAUAUUUUAUCUUUCUCAUGCUCUCCUCCAGGUUAAAAAAAAAAAAAGAGAGAGAGAAAGAAAAAAGGCAAACUGAGAUUUAAAAGUCUAUUUGUAGUACAAGAGGAAGAACCAGGCAGUGUAAUUUGUACGUAUUAUCAAAAACCAGUGAUCUGUUCUAGCUCCUCGAAUUUCAGUCACCUCUACCCUACCCCCAUCUGACAUUUGUGCCAUAAAUAAGCCUGAGAUCCAACCCCAACCCUUGCCCCCAGGCUCCUCCUCUCCCCCCAGAGUAGACGACCCCAGUGUCUCUCCAUGUGGUCACUAGCCGCUCCAUGUGCGGAGCACCUGUGGGUAUCGCUCCCUGAUGGAGGACAGGGUGCCCUUGGUCAGCAUUGUUUACAAACAGCCAUUUCCUCUUAUGAGAGAUCUGGAUCUAUCCUUCCUCUAAACAGUGUUUAAAACAGAAAGCCCACUGUUGCAUCAAAUGUGCUGGUCCAGCCCCUCCUUGUUCACAAGAGUUUUACCCCUCAUCCCUGGCCAGACAUCUCUUAGACCAAAUGAAUUCAUCAGGCUUCGCGAGAACCAUUAGAAACGGCUGUGUUUUUCACAUGUGGAUCAAGAGAUCCCUUAAUGUCCUUCUGUGACCUGGGGGCCCUUAGUGGAGUGGGGGAAAAGGAAGUGGGUUGGGGCACUAGAGAAAAGGAAAACAGCCAGUCUAUAUUCUAGAAAGGCCAUGAGCCCCACCAAGGCACAGGUCCUGGAUGCAAACAGGAUCCUGUGAGCUGUCUUCCCCUCCAACCUAGUCUGGCCAAACUUCCCUUUCUGGGAAUGUCGGACGUCUCUAAGUGACAGCAAAAUUCCAGAAGGAACCCCAGAUACUUCUAAACCCCAGUGGAGAUUAUUUUAGUCAUUUGCUUCACACUUUCUGCAUCUGCGUGACCUGGGUAUAUGAUUUUUUAAAACUAAUAUAUUGUGAAAGGAAGACGUUUUUAAGUGUAUUCUGUUUGUAGAUUUUAUGCUAUGUUGAUAUUUUACAAGCCAAGUUUAAACUGUACUAUAGAAAUUAUUUUUAUAUUAUUUUCAGAAUAUGCCACAGAGCAAUAUUUUGCACCCUUAUAUUGUCACGGGGUUGUCCCCUUGGAGGGCUAAAUUUAGGUUGGGUGGAGCUCCAGUGUGGGCUCUGGGGGAUAAAACACCUUCUGCUAUUUGUUCACAUCUGAUUUGAAAGUGGAACUGUGUGAAUGUCUCUUCCUUUUUCCACGGAAAGCUCGAUGCAUUUCCUGUUCCUGGAUUUUGUUACUGCACCUUUCCUCUUAAAUGAGUACUUUCUAUUCACUAAGUUACCGUGGACCUUUUUCUUACCUAUCACCACCCAGUGGCUCCAGUGGUGUUCCGAAAAGUUGGGAUGUAUUACUUUACAGACUUCAUGUUUUCCAGAGUGAUUUGAUGUGUUAAUUCUGGUAGCAUACCGUCAGGAAUUUAGUGACUCAAGAUCAAGGAGCACACCUCGGGGUGUGAAAUGUUCCUGGUGGUGCCCACUGUCUCUGAGGCGGGGUCGUGGCUACAUGACCCUCACCCCCUUGCUUAGCAACUACGAGCUUAUUUUGCAGACUAUUUUGCAGAAAUAAACUUAACUGAUCAAAAUAUAUUUCACGUUAGUUAAGAGAAAAAGGGCUGUACCCAUCAGUGGUGGGAAAUUUGUGCGAGGUUAAAAAAAAAGGCUUUGCCAAACCAUGUGUUUUAUUCUCUGUGUCUUUCAUGUUUACAAGAGAUGUGGAGUAAUGCGCGUUUGGGAGUGUUUCUUUUCUUUAGGAUAUGAGUCAGUUUUCCUCAUUGUGGUGUGGACUUUACAAAUUAAGGGCCUCGAGUGCUUUUUUUCUUUUUCUUUCUUCUGAUGCUUCUAAUAAAUAAGAAGAGAACAUGUGUCAUGGUUGAUCAGGCCCUGCCUCAUCAGACCUUGCCUGCUGUGACAUUGCCUCCAUUCACAGUCUGAUUCUGCUGUCACCUGAGCGCUGGCAUGUUCAGGAGAGGGCCCUGCAGUGAUUGGCAGCCCUGACACCAGGGAACAGGUGCCCCCUUCGAAAAAGCCUUAAAGCGGUGGCUCUCUGGAGACCUCCGGGCCACACCUUGCACUUCAGUCCUAACUGUAAACUCUCUUUGCUGCUGGAACUGGCUGCUUUGAUGGGGGGCUCCAGGGUGAUGAGGGGCACCCAGCUUCAUUCUUGUUUCAGUCACGUCCCCCCAAUCCACUCUCCGGUGGGGGUCCUGGUUCCCUAGAGCAUGGUUCUAAUGAUGGGUCUGCUGAUAUGGGGGUGAGUCUAGGGUUCUUCAUCCCAGGCACCCCCCAGUUGGGAAAAGUUUCAUGAUUGUUCUGAGCAAUGUGCAAAACUGUCUGUUCAUAGUUAUGCAGGUAGCUUUGUUCCCCCAAACCAGUGCUUUCUCUUCACUCCACGCCCCCCAGCAGAGAAUAGAGGGGGGGCUGCCCUACAUGGACCCCUCGGGAAUAAAUGUGUGUGUAGUUUGUGCAGUGUCAAGAUGCCAAGCUCCCCCCCAUCCCGCUGUCCGCCACCCGGCUGACUUGGUACAUACAUCACCCAAGGAAUAGCAUAGAAACCAGAAUCUCUUAAAUAAAGCUAGCAAUAUUACUAUUUCUGUUUAUUUUGUAAAAUAAUUUGCUGAAAUUUUCAGUUUUGCUACUUGAUGAUUGCAAAAACAAAGUUCUACCAACCCUAAUUAGUGUACACAAAGUGCCCAUUGCUUAUCCUUUUUCAUUCUUUCAAGAAAACAUCUCAAGAGUACGAAAAGACAUACACACACACUCAGUUCUUUAACAUAGGAUAGGGGUUACCACUACUUUUUAAAAUAUAGGCUGAAUAUGCUCAAGACGAAACUAGCCCAUUUAUUUUAAAGAGGAUAAAUUAGUGGAGCCAGUUCCUUGAGAACGUCUAUGAUAGCACAGACGCUGAAAGGUGACUUUAAAUGAAGGGAUAACCAGGUCCUUACAAAGACCACUCCCACCCCCGUACUUCUCCAACCUCUGCCCCAAUGACCCAAGCCUGCCUCAGGGCCUUUGCAUAUGACCUUCUGCCUGGCAUGUCCUCCGCUGACACCCAUCCUCAGCCACAUGUCUCACCCUUCACUAUCUGCCAGUCUUUGCACCAAUGUCACCUCUCAAGGAGGCCUUCCCCGACUUCUUUAUUUAAUAAGCCAACACAUCCCACCCUCCUGCUGCCCAUUUAUCGCCACUUGAAGGCUGCAUGUAAAUUAUCCAUUCAUUCAUUCAUUGUAUGCCUCCCUCCAGCUCCAUAACAUGUAAGCUCCACGUGGGCAGGAAUUUUUUGUAUGUUUUGCUCAUUGCUGUACCCCUGGUGCCUACAACAGCACCUGAUAUGUAUUCGAUGCUGGAGAAAUACUUGUUGAAAAAAGAUAAUGAAAUCAAUCAUUUGACAGCUUUUAAAAACCCUACAAGUAUCAGUUUCAGUCUUUAUCAAAUAGAGAUUCUAUUCUUGCCCCUAAAUGGGGAGAAUUUUAGCUGAUAAGGCAGCCUAUGGUUCAUGAAGACCAGAUGCGGCAGUGAGUACCAGAUCUGAUGGUGGCAAGUAUGCCAUAUAAAAACGCCUGCCCCAGUGGCCCUCCCUCACAGGGAAGGGACUCUGCUGUUGACAGAGGACCCUUUGGGAUAGGCUGAGGUGUGGACAGUUUCCUCUAGGGCAGCUCUCAUGAUCUUGCCCCCUCCAUGAGGUCAUCGUGGGCCUGGACCAUUCUGGAGAGGCCCUUAUGAUGGGUCCUUAGGAUGCCGUGCCUUCAGUGUCUCCAGGGAGACAGGCCUUCCUUCCUUCCUAGAGCAAACUCGGUGGCAGCAGAUGAUUCAGCCAGGAAAGGGAGACAGCCCGACCACGAGCAGGACUCAUUCUCAUGUCACCAGAAGCAGGCCUGCAGAAGAAGGAGAUGAAGGGGACUGUACUGACAAAGCUGGGGGCCCCCGGUUGCCCCCUUGGUCAUGGGUGUGUCUGUGAUGCAUGGGGCAGAGCCCAGCCAUUGCAGAGCCAAGCAACACAAAAUCUUUGGGCCCAGCUCCCUGGUGGCCUCGCCCACAGGUGGGGGAGGGAUGCUUCCCCUUCCACACUAUCUGUCCUCUCCUGGCUGAUCGUCCCAAAUACCUGACCUUGGUGUUUACUUCUAGGUCCUUUGACCAAUUGUGUUUUCCUCUAAGAGUUGUUGGCAAAAUACUGUUACAAGCUUCUUAUAGGACCCUUUUCCUACGGGGCCUGGUUAAAAAACCUUUGUCCUUCUCUUCUUCCCUUCCUGUGGUUUUGAUGUCAUUUCUCUGGGUGCCAUACUUUAGGGUCCCUCAUUUUGGGGGGUAAGAGCUCCCUCAUAGCACUCCCUCGGCAGCUGCCCAGCAGACGGUGAGUGGGCCCACACAAGUGUGUCCCUCUGCUUGAAUUGCCAAACAAGCUUCCUCUCACUGCUGCCCUGACAGAUGGGGCAGGAUGAGGGGGUGGUCCUGCCAGUCCUCAGAGAGGGCAAGCUUUCCAGGGCUGCCCCCUCGGACCUCACAAAUUUUUCUCCAAGGCAGGAGAGCCCUGCAGCCCAGCCAGUUUUUCCCAUCUACCUGGAAUGGAACCCAAACACCUGCCUUGGAGUAAUGAUUUGGCAGGUGGGAGAGGGGCAGCUUGUCCCAUUAACUUGUGACCAAAACUAGAGCACAGUUGGAGAUGGACCGUGGCCCAGAGUCCACAAGGCAAACACCACCUCCCAGAGCCAGUCAUCAUUCAACAUCCUGAGCAAGCCCUGGGCCCUCCACCAGCCACGGAGCCCUUAGAACCACAAGGGUCUUCCCUGGGUCUACACUCGGAGCCUGAACCCCGCUCACCCUCAGCUUUGACCAGCGGUCUCAUUUUAACCGAUGGGUGUUGAUGUGUAAUUGCUUGGUUCCUUCUCAUAUGCACUGGCAAGUGAAUGUAGUUUCUCUGUUUCUUUCCCUUCCUUUUUUCUUUCACCCGUUCAUUUGACUGAUUUGGGGAUGAUAUACAUUACUUUGUUUCCCCGGUUUACUUAUUACCAAGGAGGAAAGAAAACACUGAGGCAGAAAGGGGUCAGAAACCUUGUUACCUUGACCAAGUCGUCCUGGGCCCCUUUCUACCUGCAAGUGUUCCUUCUGAUUCAAUGCAAAUAUUCUUUUUCCAUCUUGGUCCAUCCAUGGAGAAGCAACCCAUUGUAAGAGCUUGUCUUUGGUGGUUGGGUUGUUACUUUGUAAAGUAUUAAAGCACUAAACCAAUUUUUGCAAUAUGUAGUAAAUCUUGCUUUCAUUUUGGAAAACUUCCAGUAAUGACUACUACUGCACUUUUUAUAGAAGAACUGUAUUUCAUUUCUUUCUUUUAUGAAAGAUUAUUUCAAGUAACAAUAGCUCUGUAAUCUGUGUGAUACGGCUUCUCCAUUACUUGACAUGGAGAGAAGCUUUGAUGCCUACUCAAUAAAAUUAACAUGUUUGUAAAGCA
Cervus elaphus (red deer) is the source of this 11040-nucleotide messenger RNA. RefSeq names its product OTU deubiquitinase 7A (gene OTUD7A). Gene Ontology annotation, cellular component: cytoplasm; nucleus. Gene Ontology annotation, biological process: protein K11-linked deubiquitination; protein K63-linked deubiquitination; protein deubiquitination involved in ubiquitin-dependent protein catabolic process. The transcript has 16 exons. Gene Ontology annotation, molecular function: K63-linked polyubiquitin modification-dependent protein binding; zinc ion binding; cysteine-type deubiquitinase activity. Bases 582 to 3395 code for a protein of 937 amino acids. The record is from RefSeq and is a predicted model, not a curated record. Lineage: Eukaryota; Metazoa; Chordata; Mammalia; Artiodactyla; Cervidae.